GCGAUAAUACCGUCGCACCUUGCUACUGGACCGCUAGUCUAGAGAUUGUGAGUAUAGAUCUUUGAUCACGUGAUUGCAGCUCAUACCGCACGCGCUCAUCACAUUGCUAUCGAACAUUGGGAUUUUGAAAUACGGGAUGAUAAAAUUGUGGGCACGCAAAAAAGUUGAGCAUUACGGAAGUUGGGAAGACUGAGGUCGUACUUAUGUUUCAAAACCUGUCGUGAUUGAGCAAGCUAUUUAUCAAUUUUUAUUUUAAAAAACUAUAUGCAAAGGUGACGCAUUUUUGUGUAUCUGAAAUUACGCUAAGAUCGUAUAACACAAAUUAAAACAUAUAUUAAUGCACAUUUGUCAUAGUAAAUGCUAUAUGCGUCAUUGACAGACUUAAAACGCCCAACGACCAAAGGAAAUUAACAAGAAUCUUCGUAGAACGGUAUUUACUAAAGCGAUAAGGGAUACUCAUCUUGUUCAAUGACGACCACCGUGAUUGUGAUGUUGGCGACACUUGCGCUAUGCGGGGCCUGCUUUAUACGUAACUGUCCGCCGGGCGGGAAGAGGAGCGUGGACCUCAUGGCAAGGGGGACGCUUCCGUGUCUGACAUGCGGUCCAGGUAACGAAGGCCAGUGCGUGGGACCCAAAACUUGCUGCGGACCGUUCGGCUGCUACAUGGGCACAGACGAGACGCUCGUGUGUCUCAAGGAGAACGAGCGCACCACCGCGUGCGAGAUCCGGGGCCAGUCGUGUGGAGCGCGCGCACAGGGCAACUGCGUAGCAGAGGGCAUAUGCUGUGAUUCAAAGGCAUGCGCGAUGAACGAUAAAUGUCGAACAUCCGGAGACGACACGAGCAGCGCAGAGUUACUGUCCUUGCUGAACAAAAUAUUGCAAGGGUCUGAUCUAGAAUGAUAGAUGUUCAGCAACCUAGCUACAGUAGCAUUAAUAAACUCAUUUGACAAACUUUAUUGUACUUAUCAAUAUUUCAAUAAAAUCCAAAUGUGGAACAGACAUUUUCAUCGUAGCAUACAUGCAUAGGAAGUUGGAAAUAAAAUGCUUCUAUAGAAUAUGCAUUUGAUCACUGAAGAUCAGAAAAUAUACUCAAUUAAUUAAUGAAAUGUGUGGUUUAGUUGGUCGUUUUUUGAGCUACUAAAAUCUGAUUAAUGAUAAAUAACUAUUCAUGUUUAACGUAUGUUAUAUUUCAUACAUCGAACAAAGUUCAAUUUAUUGCAAAGUACAUGUAAAUAAAACGAAAGAAAGGCAAAUUAACAUUCGUUAAAACAAAGUACAGCAGAGCUAUACACACACCUUCCGUUUAUUUCUUUUACACAACCCAUUUUAUUUCAGUAUAUGUGUUAACUAUUUAAACACAAAUUGAGUUGAUCAACUUUAUCAUACUUCAAUAAAGUAUUCACAGUCCAAGCGUGCUUUCGUAUUUUAUUGAAAUAACCAAAACAGGUCAAAGCAAAGUAAAUCUUACCCCCUGAUAACGUUUGGGUAUUGAAAUAUAUUAUAUUUCAUCGUCAUAAUCGCAGUUUGUGCUAAAAUAUCUAAGAUGUACAGGGAAACUAAUAUCAGAUUUGUGAGAGGUUUGAUAGAGAGAAAUGAUUGCCAUAGUAAAUCUUAUAAAACACACAGAUUUUCUUUUACUAGGAUCACAUCUGAACAAUUGUUAAUUAUAUAAAUACAGCAUAUAACUGCGAUGUUAAAUCGCAGAUCAAUAACAAGAUAAAGGUUGAAGAAUGUCACCCGAGUAGAGUUUACUAAUUGAUGAAUAUAGGGAUAAUACACGUUUUCGAGGGCAUGAUCAUCUG
Messenger RNA from Dreissena polymorpha, 1802 nucleotides. RefSeq names its product conopressin/neurophysin-like. Gene Ontology annotation, cellular component: secretory granule; extracellular region. The record is from RefSeq and is a predicted model, not a curated record. The coding region runs from base 469 to 900 and encodes 143 amino acids. The transcript is spliced from 3 exons. NCBI's taxonomy places the organism in Eukaryota, Metazoa, Mollusca, Bivalvia, Myida, Dreissenidae. Gene Ontology annotation, molecular function: neurohypophyseal hormone activity.